This is a messenger RNA of Sphenostylis stenocarpa, 3156 nucleotides long. The record is from the annotation of a GenBank genome assembly. Lineage: Eukaryota; Viridiplantae; Streptophyta; Magnoliopsida; Fabales; Fabaceae.
AUGGCGUCGAAACGAAGCGCGAAGUCGAAGGGAGUACGAUUGAACGGUUCCAGAGCUGCAAAUUCGCCAACGUCUUCAACGACGUCGUCGUCCAAGCAGUUUCUAGAAACUUCCGUGGAUGGUCUGAGCUCGCCGGCGUCUUCUUCCGCUCGGAGCAAGACGCCGUACUCGUUUUCCGAAAGCUUGCCUUUGGACGCGAAGGAGAAUGUGACCGUUACGGUUCGGUUUCGUCCUCUGAAGGAAAUUCGCCAGGGAGAGGAGAUAGCGUGGUACGCUGAUGGAGAAACCGUGUUGCGGAACGAGUAUAACCCGUCCCUAGCUUAUGCUUACGGUCUUGAGAGAAUGUGUGAGAUAUUGGUUGGAAGAUCUAGAGAUCGUGUCUUUGGUCCCACGACUACAACUAGGCAGGUCUAUGAUGUUGCAGCUCAACAUAUUAUCAGUGGUGCUAUGGAGGGUAUCAAUGGUACAAUAUUUGCAUAUGGUGUAACAAGCAGUGGGAAGACUCAUACAAUGCAUGGAGAAGAAUCCCAAUUGAGUCAAGUAAAACCACUAUCUAGCUUGCUUGAGCACAAUUAUGACUACCGGAGGAUACAUGGUGAUCAAAGAUCUCCAGGAAUUAUACCCCUUUCUGUGAAGGAUGCUUUUAGCAUUAUCCAAGAGACUCCAAACCGAGAGUUUCUUCUUCGAGUUUCGUACCUGGAGAUCUACAAUGAGGUGGUUAAUGACUUACUAAAUCCAGCUGGACAGAACUUAAGAAUCAGAGAGGACGCUCAGGGACCCUUCGUUGAGGGAAUAAAGGAAGAGGUUGUACUCUCCCCUGCUCAUGCACUGUCCCUUAUAGCAGCUGGAGAAGAGAGUAGUCCAUGUGGUGAAAAUAGUGAAGGAGAAGCAGUAACACUGUCUCAACUGAACCUCAUCGAUCUGGCAGGUUCUGAGAGCUCAAGGGCUGAAACAAUUGGCAUAAGGAGGCGAGAAGGAUCUUACAUCAAUAAAAUUGUUGUGCUUGCUCAGGAGUUUGCUUCUAAAAAUAGUCAUGAAGUUUCUCUCGAAGUUUGUAGGUGUGUGUGCAAGAAAGCUAAUGGUCUCUUUGGUUCUAGGGGAGAGGAUGUAAAUAAGGAUGACGGAAUUAAAUGGGUUUGUUGGGUUAUUUCAAAAUUGACUGAAGGCAGAGCUAGUCAUAUACCUUAUAGGGACUCCAAAUUGACUAGAUUACUUCAGUCUUCUCUCAGUGGUCAGGGACGUAUAUCUCUCAUUUGCACAGUGACGCCUUCAUCAAGUAAUGCUGAAGAGACACAUAAUACAUUGAAGUUUGCCCACCGGGCAAAGCACAUUGAAAUACAAGCAGCCCAGAACACGAUAAUUGAUGAAAAGUCACUUAUCAAGAAAUACCAGCAUGAGAUUAAGUGCUUAAAGGAAGAAUUGGAACAAAUGAAGCAGGGUAUCAUCUCAGUUCAGCCAAAACAAACUGGUGAAGUUGACUUUGUGCUCCUAAAACAAAAGCUAGAAGAUGGUCAAGUCAAGUUGCAAUCAAGAUUGGAAGAAGAAGAAGAAGCUAAAGCUGCGUUACUAGGAAGGAUUCAACGGUUGACUAAGUUAAUUUUGGUCUCCACCAAACCAUCACACUCAACUAGAUUUUCUAACAGACCUGGUCCUCGUAGAAGACAUUCUUUUGGUGAAGAAGAGUUGGCAUACCUUCCAUACAGAAGGAGGGAUUUGAUCUCAGAUGACGAGGACACUGAUCUACAUGUUAAUCUAGAGGGGAAUGCUGAAAAAGCUGAUGAUUCUUUUAAGGUGGAGAAAAAGACAAAGAAACAUGGGUUACUAAAUUGGUUAAAGAUGCGGAAACGAGAUACUGGGUUAAGUGCCUUUUCAGGCACCAGUGAUAAAUCAUGUGGAGCAAAAUCUGUUAGCACACCUUCUACUCCUCAAGCUGAAACUUGUAAUCAUGUGGAGUCCAGACGUUCCCAUUCUGUACCUGCACAAAGCUCUCCAUCAGCGGAUUUUGUAUCAGCAACAAGAGAGGAUAAAGAAAUUGGUGAGGGUAGUUUAUUGGGACAAGAGACACCUUUGACAAGCGUUAAAUCGAUUGAUGAGAUUGAUCUGUUGAGGGAGCAACAAAAGAUUCUGUCAGAAGAAGUAGCUCUUCAUUCAAGUGCUCUGAAGAGAUUGUCUCAGGAAGCGGCAAAAUAUCCUGAUAAGGAUCAGAUUCAUGUGGAGAUGGAAAGGUUAAAAGGUGAAAUUAAGGCUAAGAAGGAACAAAUAGAUUUUCUGCAAAAGCAAAUUGCUGAUUCUUCCAUUGCCUCAGAUAAGCUGGAUGAAUCGGGGGUAUCGCUAAAUCUCACGGAGCUGAUGGCACAGUUAAAUGAAAAAUCCUUUGAACUGGAGGUCAAAACAGCGGAUAACCGUAUAAUUCAAGAACAGCUUAAUCAGAAGGUCCGUGAAUGUGAAAGCCUUCAAGAAACAGUUGGCUCUCUGAAACAGCAGCUUGCAGAUGCAUUAGAGUUGAGAAACUUAAGGCCUGUAUUCAAUCAUUCUCAACAUUUCUCUACAACCAAAGACUACCAUGGUGAACCGUACCUUGAAAAGGAAACUGCCAUGAUAACCAAUUCAAAUGAAAAGAUUCUUUUGCAACAGCAGGCAAGCGAGAUAGAAGGGCUGAAGCAGAAGUUGACGAAGCUAACAGAAUCAAAAGAACAGCUAGAACUUCGGAAUCAGAAACUCGCAGAAGAGAGUUCAUACGCUAAAGGCCUUGCUUCAGCUGCUGCCGUGGAGCUUAAGGCGUUGUCAGAAGAAGUUGCCAAACUAAUGAACCAGAAUGAGAGAUUAUUGGCUGAACAGGCUGUAUUGAAGAAUUCUCCUGGCCAACGUAGAAGUAGUGGAACCGGAACAGUCCGAAAUGGAAGAAGAGAAAGUCAUGUUAGGCGAAAUGAUCCGGGGGGAUCAAAUUCUGAUAUCAAUAGAGAACUGGCCUUAAGUAAAGAAAGGGAACUUUCAUACGAAACUGCUCUUUUAGACAGGGAUCAUAAAGAAGCCGAGCUUCAAAGGACGAUUGAAGAAUCAAAGCAAAAAGAAGCAUAUCUAGAAAAUGAACUAGCCAACAUGUGGGUUCUAGUAGCUAAGUUAAAAAAGUCACAUGGAGUUGAAACUGCUGUUUGA